Mesorhabditis belari is the source of this 471-nucleotide messenger RNA. The record is from the annotation of a GenBank genome assembly. NCBI's taxonomy places the organism in Eukaryota, Metazoa, Nematoda, Chromadorea, Rhabditida, Rhabditidae.
AUGAUGCAAUUUAUGCUGCUCUUCUCUCGACAAGGAAAGCUUCGACUUCAGAAGUGGUACUUCUCGUAUUUGGACAAGCAAAAGAAGAAGAUUUGUCGCGAGCUGAUCACACAAAUCCUUUCCCGAAAGCCAAAGAUGUGCGCCUUUCUCGAGUACAAGGACUUGAAGGUCGUUUAUAAGAGGUAUGCGUCGCUCUAUUUUUGCUGUGCCGUCGAGGAGGGUGACAACGAGUUGCUGGCUUUAGAAAUCAUUCAUCGAUACGUCGAACUUCUUGACAAAUACUUUGGAUCGGUCUGCGAGCUUGAUAUUAUCUUCAACUUCGAGAAGGCUUAUUUCAUAUUGGACGAGUUCUUGUUAGCCGGAGAAAUACAGGAAACGAGCAAGAAACAAGUGCUGAAGGCGAUCGCCGCUCAAGACUUAUUGCAAGAGGAAGAGACUCCACAAGGCUUCUUUGAAGACCACGGACUUGGA